Molecule: messenger RNA, 909 nt
Organism: Colletotrichum fioriniae
Lineage: Eukaryota; Fungi; Ascomycota; Sordariomycetes; Glomerellales; Glomerellaceae
Gene: CFD1
Product: cytosolic Fe-S cluster assembly factor cfd1
Biological process (GO): iron-sulfur cluster assembly
Cellular component (GO): cytosol
Molecular function (GO): 4 iron, 4 sulfur cluster binding; ATP-dependent FeS chaperone activity; ATP binding
Source: RefSeq, a predicted model, not a curated record
AUGUCGCUUUCUAAAGUGAAGCACAUUGUGCUGGUCUUGUCGGGCAAAGGUGGUGUCGGAAAGUCUUCAGUGACGACACAACUGGCCUUGUCCCUUGCUCUUGCCGGGCAUUCUGUUGGUGUACUCGAUGUCGACCUCACCGGACCCUCAAUCCCUCGCAUGCUGUCGAUUGAAGCCGAGAAGGUCAAGCAAGCCCCCGGAGGAUGGCUCCCCGUGCCUGUCCACGACGCUGUCGAAGAGAAGGGCAUCGGUUCGUUCCAUGCCAUGAGUCUUGGGUUCCUCCUGCCCAGACGCGGCGACGCCGUUGUCUGGCGCGGACCCAAAAAGACGGCCAUGGUCCGGCAGUUCCUCUCCGAUGUCUUGUGGGACGAGACGGACUAUCUACUCAUCGAUACGCCCCCGGGUACCAGCGACGAGCACAUUUCCCUUGCCGAGACACUGUUGCGAGACGCUCGGCCUGGCCAGGUUGCGGGUGCCGUGGUUGUGACAACACCACAGGCGGUUGCCACAGCAGAUGUCAAAAAGGAGCUCAACUUUUGUGUCAAGACCAAUAUCAAGGUUCUCGGUGUGGUUGAGAAUAUGAGCGGCUUCGUCUGCCCUCACUGCUCCGAGUGCACCAACAUUUUCAGCUCUGGCGGAGGAGCUGUCAUGGCCCGGGAGUUCUCGGUACCAUUCCUCGGCACCGUACCCAUCGACCCUCAAUUUGGCGAACUUGUUGAGUCCGGCAGGAGGCCGCAGUACCCCCAAGGAACACAAAUACACGGUCAGGAUAUUGGCCAAGCCGGCAAGGAGGCCGAAACGAAGGGCGAUACUCUUGUCGAAAAGUACCAGGACUGUUCGCUGUCUCACAUCUUUAGCGAAAUUACUUCCAAACUCACAACAACGGUUGAGGCACAAGCACAGUCAUGA